Molecule: messenger RNA, 381 nt
Organism: Vicia faba (fava bean)
Lineage: Eukaryota; Viridiplantae; Streptophyta; Magnoliopsida; Fabales; Fabaceae
Source: the annotation of a GenBank genome assembly
AUGAUUGUCGGCCAACAAGCACCACCUGUAGCGAAUCCACCGGCGCAACAGCCCCCAGUGUACACAGAUGACCGCCAUGAGAGUCCAAACCUACCUAACGGGUAUUGGGCUCUUCACCGUGUCAUUCUGACGUAUGUCCAUAGCAUGGGGACACCUGAUGGGGGACCGAUGCCGUCCCACAACAAGGCGCGGCGGGUCUUUGAGCUCGUUGCGAAAGAUAGAUUAAAUAGUAAAGAAGGCCUACUUCACAUCUUGCAAGUUAUUGCGGAAAACCCCAAUAACAAUGCCAUUUUACGUGAGGCUGAUUUGAUCUUUGCCGAUAUCCGGAACAAGGGAAUCCGGGAUGCCGACCUUGACGAAUAUUCAUUUUUUGAAUCGUGA